UCUCAACUGUCUGCCCUAAACUCUCCAGCGGGACAGAAAGCCUCAAGACCACAUUCACAGCCUGUUUCUGCCGGAGGACACAUCUCUCCGCUUUCACUCUCGUUACUACAAACAAUGUGAGGAACAUGGCUGACAGAAGGUCUGACUGGGUGGAGAUUGUGGAGCCACGCUCGAGGGAGCGCAUGUAUGUCAACCUGCUAACUGGUGAGUGUGGUUGGGAACCACCGCCUGGCGCCCCCGUCCGUCAGUCAGACGGCAACCAGUGGUGGGAGCUUUUCGAUAGCAACAACAAUCGGUUUUACUACUACAACUGUACGAGCCAGCAGACGGUCUGGCACAGGCCUCAAGACAGCGACAUAGUGCCUCUUGCGCAACUCCAAGCCAUGAAAAGGAGCUCUGAAGCUGAUGUCAAGGCUCAAGGGAGAGUCCAGAGAGGACCGGUGGAUGGCAAGCGAACCCCCCUGCCUGGACUGGAUCCAUCAACACUGGAGCAGGAGAAUGGGAGGGAGACGCUAUCGUCUAAGGCCAAAGAGGACAGUCUUGAGAAAAGGGGCCAAGGAAAAAGGGAUGCUGCUCAAAGAUGGCAGCCUGCUCCUGGGUCCAAGGCUGCCAUGUUGGUGAAAGUUAACAGCUUUGGAAGAAAUCAGUCUCUGGGUCCUGCUUCUGCCCUCCACCUUCUUCACCUCAACCCCACCAACAACGGCACUUCAUUAAAACCAGGUUACACAGGACAACUCAGUAAAAUGGCAGUUCCAGGAGACUCCAAGCAAGGUUACCACCUUAAAAAGGGGGAUGCCAACUUCUGUCUGGUUUUACCCACUUCUAGCUCUUCCUCUGGCCACCAGCGCUCUGGUGCAGGUACACCUCGCCCCUCUUCACCUCAGUAUGGGGCUACACCCUCAGCACCCAUCUAUGAUGAACCUCCAGCAUUGGAUGCCCCUAUUUAUGAUGAACCUCCAGUGGAAAUGGAAGUAGAAGGCACACACCACUUACACCGAGGUCCCUACUCCACCAGCCUACCAAGGGGAACCCAGCCUCCUAAACUACUUCAGUUCCCUCAUAACAAACACAUCUGCAGCUCCUCAGCUAGUGAGUACAGUCCGGCAGGUCGGGAGUGCAUCAAACAUAUGGUAAAUGUAGAUGCAACAGCAUCCAAGCACCAGCCCCAAUUGUCUAAUGCCAUUGAGGGUUCUUCAAGUUCAACCAGUCCUCAAAUCCAGCCUCAGUCUCCAGUCUCUGCACAGAUCAAGAGGGAAGUGUCUUUGGAGAAGAAGCAAUCAUGGAGGCUGUUGGAGCCUCGCCACAGCCGUCAAAGCAGCCUCGCCUCUCAGGAGUACCCAGGCCCUGCUGCCAUCACGUAUCAGGACUCAGGAUAUUCCACCGGGCCAUCUCCAAGUCUGCGAAGGAAGAACCGACGUCGUGCUGCUCUGGGCACUGGAUCGGGUCGGCCCGGAUCUGUGGGCAGCAGUGGAGAAUUGAGUGCAUUGAAUGAGAAGUUAAUGGCAGAAAUGAGGGCAGUGGUGAACCGUUCCAAUGCACUUCACGGAAGCAAGGCCAGUCUGGACACUGAGAUGGGUUCAGAGGCCUCGGGAAGUACUGCACGCUCGCCUGUCAGUUCAUUAAAAAUGGGUGCAAGAGGGGGUGGAUCAAGGGAGGAUGUGACAUCAAGUAACCGAUCGCUGUAUAGGGGUGGGGCAAGCAACCAUGGUGACGUGAUGCUGUCACCAUUGGUGACAGAUGGGCUUGGAAGCCGGCAAAAGAGGACUUAUGAGAAAGUGGAUUCGCUCGAGAAAAGUGGAAUAUCACAGACCAGCUUGUCUUCUCCAGAACCACCCAGGUCUCCCUCACAGACAGGAACACUGGAAUCUAAAACUCAGCAAGACUCAACAACCCGGGAUUGUGACCAUGAGAGAGCAGGGCGAGGGACAACUCACAUUACCCGUAAAAACAACAACAACAGUCCCCCUCCAUCCAACACCAGCACGGGUUACCAGUACCCAUAUACCACCCUCUGCAAGCCUACACCAGAUGCCAACAUGGAGGACUGGGCCAGCAAGAACCUUAACCAGCACACACAAGGCCUUUUUCGUAGACGCGUCUCCAUCGCUAAUAUGCUGUCAUGGAACCGCGGCUCCAUUAAGAAACCCAUGCUGAUCACCAAUGAUCGGGCCAUCAAGAAAGAAGCAUGUGAGAUGUUCAAACUGGUCCAAGCCUACAUGGGCGACAGGCCAGUUAGGUUGGACAAACACCAUGUGGCCCUUCAGGUGGUAACAAAAUGCUGGGGGAUGCAAGGUUUGAGGGAUGAACUCUACGUUCAAUUGGUGCGACAGACCACUGAUAACUUGUGUUUGAGAAGCUUGGAGUCCGGCUGGGAGUUGAUGGCCAUCAGCCUAGCAUUCUUCUCACCUUCGCCCAAAUUUAGGCGCUAUUUGGAAGGCUACAUCCAACGACACCUCGAGCCCAGCAAUGAUAAGAAAAUACUCCAGAACAUCAUGGAGCAGCAGGACAUCAAAAACAAGAAGAACUCAAAGUCCAGGAAGAAGAGGAGACAGAACAAUGACGAAGGAGAGGAUGAGGGUCUUCCCAUCAGCACUUAUGCCAAGUACUGCUACCGUAAGCUGCAGAAAGUGGCCAUUACUGGAGGCAAGAAGGGUUUGAGAAAGCCCACACUGGAGGAGAUUGAUCACAGUCGAAAUGCCAUUGUGACGCCAUCUCUGUUCAGCAGCGCUCUGGAGGAGAUCAUGGAGAGGCAGAGUGAGCUCUUCCCUGACAGGAAACUGCCCUGGGUGCAGGUGCAGCUCUCUCAGUGUGUCCUGGCUCUGGGUGGAGCUCAGACGGAAGGCAUCUUCAGAAUACCAGGGGACAUCGAUGAGGUGAAUGCUCUCAAGCUGCAGGUAGACCAGUGGAAAAUUCCAGAAAACCUCUCAGAUCCCAAUGUCCCAGCGUCUCUGUUAAAGCUGUGGUACAGAGAGCUGGAGGAGCCGGUGAUCCCUCAGAGCUUCUAUAAGCAGUGCAUCAGUCAUUAUGAAGAUCCAGACGCAGCCGUCAGUGUGGUUCAGUCUCUGCCAGAGCUCAACAGACUGGUGCUCUGCUACUUCAUCAACUUUUUACAGAUCUUCGCUCAGCCGGUGAAUGUGAGUAGGACUAAGAUGGACGUGAACAAUUUGGCAAUGGUGAUGGCUCCAAAUUGCCUGCGCUGUCAGUCUGACGAUCCCCGAAUCAUCUUUGAAAACACACGCAAAGAGAUGUCCUUCCUCCGCAUCCUCAUCGUCCACUUAGACACCAGCUUUAUUAAGGGCUUGAUCUGAGAGUUUGCUCGCUUGUGAAGAAUCAUCUAGGAGAUGAUGGGAAUCGAGACGAAAAUGAUUCUCAUUUUCAAGUUCAGCCAAUGUUUUCGGCUCAAUGCGAAUCUUCCUGACUUACACAGACACUAUUUGAGCUGAAUCAUUUGACUCAUUUGAUUCCUCGACAAAACAAAUGCAUGAGCUUUGUCUUUUCGGGUUUGCUAUUUCUUUUGUAUCGAUUAGCAGGGAAAUACCUUCUUCUGACAAUCAUAAAUGUAAUAACACACACAUGCAAUAGGAUUUGCGGAGUAUUUCCUUAAUUUAAUAUGGUAUGAGUGUUUGGACUAUUUAAUAGCAACUGUUUGUAAGCUCAAGUAUGAGUGCAGAGAGAAUUGCAGGCUCCAGUUUUGUGUACAAGGCUGAAGUGAAUUAAUAUUGCAGAGCUGACAAUAUCAAACAUGAACGGUGAACACUUGAGGUCUGGUGCCUUAAAUGGAGAAUGUUUGCCUGUGUAGACGAUUCAUAAGUGCCCAUGUACAUAAACAUAUCCUCCAUGUCCCAGGCUCCAAACAAACCACAAGCAGUUUUCAAUCUAUCCCAUGGUGAUUUUCCCAGUCAUUCUUUGGUGAGGUAGAAAAUUGUCUUUCCUAAUGUGGGUUGGCUUUAUCACUGAUGAUUAAGCACUAAACUAUUGCAAACAGAACCAGACUGGAAGAUUUGCUAAAUGUUCCCUCAAUCAUAAAAUAUCUGCUGCUCUGACAAGCUUUCAAAUGACUCAACAACUAUAACUUGGCCAAGAAUGUCAUGUUCAGAUUCGCCUAGGUCUAAUAAACCAUUUCAGAAGAGGUAUAGACCUGAAAUACAGUAACAGUACUUAAAGCUGAAGUCAAGCCUUUAACACCAAAUUACUAAUAAUAGUUUCAAAUGGUUUUCUCUAAACAACUCCUGUCUGCCAUUGGUUAAACAAUCAGAUAGCCCCGCCCCAAAACUCACCCCAUUGGUUAAGCUGUUGGCAUGACAUAAAAGCUCAAACAAAAUGUUUACAUGUUAGGGGAAUUGAUCAAAUAAUCCAGUUUUUGCUAAAUUAAGUUGAUUAUGUGAUGUGGACGGUUAAAAAGGGGAUGGGGUCAUGAUAUCACCCAAACUCUCACACACCCAGUAGCAAUCACACAAUAACACAAACACCACUAGGUAAUUUAACUAACGCUGCAAGGGAUGAAAGUACACUAUGUAGUCUAACAACAUGCCAGUUGUUCAGCUGACAAGGACUAAAAAAUCUGCAGAUAAAAACUUUAAAUAAUUGUUAAAGUGACAACAUUUACAAUCUAGUACAUUAAUUCAAUCUCAAAAGACUGUAAGUCUGUCCUGCACUGCUGUAUUUUCAAUUCACCCUUCGCUAAGCGCCGCCCUUCUUAGUUACUGUUGUUACGCCUGUCAAGCUUUCGUGCCUGGCACGUCUAUUACAAUAUGUAUGCGCUGGUGUCAGAUAUUGCCACACAUAUAAUUAGUCAUUUUUGCUGAACAGGUAAGAUAUCUGAGAAAGCCUGACAAAAAAGGACGGCAGUAUGCAUUGCAGGGGUAUAUUCAUGACUUAAUACGCACCCGAUUAGAAAAUAACUUAAUCAAAAUUGAAGCUAGGUUAGCCUAGCCGCCUCAUAUGCUGACCAUUUAACAGCUUAGUUCAUGCACAGAAGGAGAGGUGAAAUUUAAAAACAAUAUAAUAAUAGCUAAUUAAUUUCUCGUGAUUUCUCAAAAAGCCUGAUAGACUAAUUGUUGUGCAAUGAAAUAUAGAACAACUUAUUUUAUGUUCAAUCCAUUUAAAUUUGUAAAGCGAUUAAAUUAACUUAAUCGAUUUGUGUUGGGACAACAUGAAAUAAUUGUGUGGAAUUUUUUACAGUGAAGAGAGUACAUGAUUUUGGAUGCAGCGAUUAAAUUUAUUUUAGUUGAAUUCAUUAUUGCGGUGCAUUAUGGGAUUGAAUGAGUGAUUUCAAACACGAAAUUCCUGUUAUUCCCUAAAAUAGUGCACUAUUCAAAAAAUAUACAGGCUAUUUUUGAACCCAUAAAGUUGUUAUCUGCGCACUAUUGUGCUAUUAAAUGUAUUCUUACUGCCAUUAAGGAAACUGGCCCAUUUACGCAAUAAUAUUGGCUGUAGCGCCCCUUGUGGCAAAGCUGAGAAUGCAGCAUACCUGCAAUCCAGCCUUCAUAGUUAAACAUGCUUGGAACAUAUUUUAGGUCUUCUCAUCGUCACUUUUGACAUCUGAAUAUGUGGAAACUGUAAUCCAUUUUUGAUUGUUUACCUAAAACGAACGCACAUGAUCACAUAAAAUGACAACAACCAAAUGUACUAUUGAUUUAAUAUGGGGUCCUCCAUCAGCUCUGCCUGGGCUUUUGUAUAACAGACCUCUCAUGUGAUGGACAGUUGUGUUUCUAAAACUGAAUGGUGAAAGUAUGUGAGCCCAUUUCUUGAACUACUCCUUCAGUUCCUCUCUCUCCGUCUAUGAUCACUGCAGAUAAUCUUACUGUCCAUGAAUGAGGUUUUUGUGUCUUAUUUUGUUUUAUAUGAGUGAGGAUGUAUGUAGGAGACAGCAGUGAAUUAUGUUGAAUGAUGUGUGGCUAAAUUUCGUAGUUUCCUAAAGAACUGAAAUAAAAUUUGUAAAUUUGUAUAGUUGUA
This is a messenger RNA of Danio aesculapii, 5955 nucleotides long. It is a transcript of the gene arhgap46b, whose product is annotated as Rho GTPase activating protein 46b. The coding region runs from base 126 to 3308 and encodes 1060 amino acids. Gene Ontology annotation, cellular component: cytoskeleton; cytoplasm. Gene Ontology annotation, biological process: signal transduction. The transcript has 10 exons. NCBI's taxonomy places the organism in Eukaryota, Metazoa, Chordata, Actinopteri, Cypriniformes, Danionidae. Gene Ontology annotation, molecular function: GTPase activator activity; protein binding. The record is from RefSeq and is a predicted model, not a curated record.